Molecule: messenger RNA, 1004 nt
Organism: Gekko japonicus
Lineage: Eukaryota; Metazoa; Chordata; Lepidosauria; Squamata; Gekkonidae
Gene: AK6
Product: adenylate kinase 6
Exons: 5
Coding region: 48-563 (171 amino acids)
Cellular component (GO): cytoplasm; nucleus
Molecular function (GO): ATP hydrolysis activity; ATP binding; AMP kinase activity
Source: RefSeq, a predicted model, not a curated record
UUCUCUGUGACAACUUUCUGGACCCAGGACCAGUCAGGGAAGUGACUAUGAGGAGACCUAAUAUUUUGCUUAGUGGUACCCCAGGUGUUGGGAAAACCACACUAGGUAAAGAGCUUGCUGCAAAAACAAAUUUGGUUUACGUUAAUGUUGGUGAUUUGGCCAAAGAAGGUCAAUUAUAUGAAGGUUAUGAUGAAGAAUAUGAAUGCCCAGUGCUGGAUGAAGAUCGGGUAAUUGAUGAACUGGAAGACAAGAUGAUUGAUGGUGGCGUUAUAGUUGAUUAUCACAGCUGUGAUUUCUUUCCUGAACGCUGGUUUAAUAUAGUAUUUGUGCUUCGCACUGAAAACUCUUUCCUGUAUGACAGACUGGAAAGCAGGGGAUAUAGAGGGAAAAAACUUCAGGACAACAUUCAGUGUGAGAUUUUUCAGACUAUUUAUGAAGAAGCAAUGUCCUCUUAUAAAGAAGAAAUUGUGCACCAGUUGCCUAGCAACACUCCAGAAGAUAUGGAGCGGAAUUUAGAUCAGAUCAUACAAUGGAUUGAACAAUGGAUAAAAGAUAACAAUUGAAAAGCAUUAAGGAUAAUAAUCAAAAAAGCCUCAUGAAAUAAAAAUUGGUUUUGUGUAGGUAAAUUAACUGAUGCUUCAGUCAGUGGGGAAAUGGUAAUAUCUACCUCUCUGAGAAAAUAAGAAAGUUGUGGACUUCUGAGGCCCAAAAGACUCAUGUUGCACUUUCAAUGGAAUUCAUAAGUAUAAUACUCUGAAAGUCAAACAUAGUGUAAUCCUAUUAAUGUGUAAGCCCACUAAUUUCAGUAGGCUUAGGCUGGAGUAAACUCCAUAAGAUUGCACUGUUAUUGUUUAAGAAUACUUGAAGAUGGUUUUGGGCAAAAAAAAUGAUUAAAUGAAACCUGACCAAGUUCUCUGAAUUAGAAGCUGCCAACAUUUCUGUCCCUGUAUACAUCUUUCCCCCCCCAAGAUGGAUUGUUUAUCAGUGUGUUUAAAAUAGUUGGA